CUGAAGGUAAACUGAGGGAUGCCCGCGGCCGUGCGGAGUCCGAGGAGCAGAGUGCAGGGACAAGACGCCUGGCCUAACGUCCAAUCUGUGAUGAGGGGGACAGACCGGAACCUGGACUGGAGUCGUCCAUGGAUGGGACUGAGUCUUCUCAUGCUUCUGAACUAAUGAAGAGAAGAUGGGAAGCAAAGCUGAAGCAAAUUGAAGAGCGGGCUGCUGAUUAUGAGAGGAAGCCUUUGUCCAAAGUGUACAGACCGAGGCUCUCCAGACCAGAAGAGCCAGCCUCCAUUUGGAAACUGUUUCAUCGACAAACUCAAGCUUUCAACUUCGUUAAAAGCUGUAAAGAGGAUGUUCAUGUAUUUGCUUUGGAAUACAAAGUGGGAGAUGGACAACGGAUUUACCUCGUCACAACCUAUGCUCAGCUUUGGUUCUACUAUAAGUCCCGCAAAAAUCUCUUGCACUGCUAUGAAGUUAUACCUGAAAAUUCUGUGUGCAAGCUUUAUUUUGAUCUGGAAUUCAACAAACUUGCCAAUCCAGGAGCCGAUGGGAAAAAGAUGGUGGCCCUGCUCAUUGAGCAUGUUUGUAAAGCACUUCAAGAAUUAUACAGCGUUAAUUGUUCAGCUGAAGAUGUUUUCAAUUUGGACUCCAGCACCGAUGAAAAAUUCAGCCGCCAUUUAAUAUUUCAGCUCCGCAAUGUGGCAUUUAAAGAUAACAUCCAUGUUGGUAAUUUUGUCAGAAAAAUUUUGCAGCCUGCUCUUAACUUAAUCACCAGUGGAGAUGAUGAUGGAAUUCCAGAGACAGCAGGGCCUGGAUUUUCCCAUUUUUCUGAAGCACCAAGAAAACAAGCAACUUUCUUUAACACAAUGUCCAUGCAAAAAGACAGGGACGAGAGUGGGGCAUUGCCUUCAGGAACACUGGAGAGGCCUGGCUCCGCAGAGCACAGCAGCCCUGAGCUCUCGUUCUUAGUUGUGAAGACCCAGACAGGAGCGAGGCACCUUUUUGUGGAUCUGGAAUAUCGUUGGUGUGACAAUAUUGGAAGAGCCCACAAGAGUAAUAAUAUCAUGAUCCUGGUUGAUCUGAAAAAUGAAAUUUGGUAUCAAAAAUGUCAUGACCCUGUAUGUAAAGCAGAAAACUUCAAAUCUGCCUGUGUCCCAUUGCCUCCGGAAGUGUGUCUCCAGUUGCUUCUCACAGAUGAAGAGGAAUUCACGACAGCUGAAGUCAAGAACAGUGAAACUGAGAAUCCUCAUAAGCCACCAACUAGCAAGUUAUCAAAGGGUGUGCCUUCCAUUGAUGACUGGGAUAAUGGCAUUGACGAUGCCGGUUUUUUAGAAGCCACUGAAGAUGCUGAAUUGGUUGAAGCAACAGAGAAUAGUCUUCUGCGUUACAACAGUGGGAUAGAUGAAAUUCCUGAUGAACUACUUCAGGAAAUAGUACAGGAGUAGCUGUGGACACUUUCUAGAUGGAUGCUUCUAUAACUAGGUUUUAACUUGCCUGAACAUUGUUGGAUUUUAUAAUGUAAACAUUAAAUUAACUUAAACCUAUUUAUAUGAACUAAGUUUUAUCACAUUGCUGUUCAGCUAUAUAUAUGUAUCUUU
Echinops telfairi (small Madagascar hedgehog) is the source of this 1592-nucleotide messenger RNA. It is a transcript of the gene PRIMPOL, whose product is annotated as primase and DNA directed polymerase. Gene Ontology annotation, molecular function: DNA-directed DNA polymerase activity; chromatin binding. NCBI's taxonomy places the organism in Eukaryota, Metazoa, Chordata, Mammalia, Afrosoricida, Tenrecidae. Gene Ontology annotation, cellular component: mitochondrial matrix; nucleus. The record is from RefSeq and is a predicted model, not a curated record. Bases 129 to 1439 code for a protein of 436 amino acids. Gene Ontology annotation, biological process: replication fork processing; DNA replication, synthesis of primer; error-prone translesion synthesis. The transcript has 10 exons.